CCUUGUUAUAAGGAGUUAAACGAACGGCCAUGUCGGCGGAGCGUGGACGGAUCUCCCUCCGGAAUGCCACGGAAAUAAAAGUGAAAAACCUGUUGAACCUGCUCUCGUGUAUCGCUUUGGCUCAGUGUUGCACCGACUUCUUGAGCAGAUGGGAGAAUAUCCAGUGUCCCACGUUGUUUAUACUGGACACCAGAACCGAUUGUCUUUCAAGCAAAAACAUUUCCGUCGCUGUUAACGUCGACUAUCUUUACGUCGAAUGCUACGGAGCGGAUCCGGAUCGUCGGAUCUUCCGGUGUUUUCAACAAACAGAAGUAAUUAAUUUAGGAAUGCGCAAUUGUUUUUCUCGGAAUUUUAAUUUGAAUGAAUUUUUAUCUGGACUCGUCAUACGCAGUUUGCAAAUUGCAUUUACUACAAUCGAACCGAAUUAUCAAACUUUGCACUUUGAAAAGCUGCCAUUUGUUAGAAACGUAUCCCUGUCCGGAAUAAGAACUGGAGGAUCAUUCGACCUGACGUUCGAUUUUCAACCCGUCAUCUACUGGCUACAAAUUUUCAAAUAUAAUUUCACCUCCUUUCACCAGCCGCCAUUUAAAAAUCUGACAAAUCUUCCAAUUCUGGAAAUAGCAUAUGGAAAUCUACAGCGUGUUCAGGUGGAGCUACUCCAAGAUUUGAAAAAUCUCAAAAUACUCAACUUGAACAAUAACAGAUUAAAAGAGAUUCCACGUGGAUUCUUUAAAAAUCUCACAUUAUUAACGUAUUUAGAUUUAUCCGAUAAUCACAUCGAGAACUUCUGGGAAGAUAUCUUUUCGGAUCUCUUUAGUCUAAAAGUGCUUCAGAUCAAAAACAAUAAACUGACGGUUCUUCCGGAAAAUUUGCUGUCUUCCCUCACUCAGUUAAUCGGUCUCGAAAUGAGUGGAAAUACAGGAAUAAAAAACUUACCUAAAGGAUUCUUAAGAGGCUUGACACGCUUAGAACAUCUUCGGGCAUCCAGAUGCUCUUUGGAACGUCUGGAGGAAUCUUUAUUUUCAGACACCACCUUUUUGAUAGAAUGCUUGCUAGAUUUUAAUAACAUUACACGUCUACCGGAAACACUGUUUAAUAACACGGAACAUUUGAGUCGUUUGUCGAUGACUGGAAAUAAAUUAUCGGCUUUGUCACCGCGUGUAUUUUCCAACUUAAUGAGAAUCGGAUCAUUAGACUUAUCGUACAACAGACUGAACAAUUUACAUAAAGAUAUCUUCAAGCACUUAUCAACACUGGCAGUGUUGCGGAUGUCUGAUAACGAUUUGUCCUUCUUGCACGAAGAUACACUUCUACCUCUUUCUGGUUUGAGAGAGAUCGACCUAUCAAAUAACAACUUCGAACGUUUACCCGCAAAAUAUCCUUUUGGUUCCAGCAAUCAUUUAAUAAGUGUAAACAUCAGCAACUCGAAUCUGAAGACUUUUCCUAAUAUUGAUUGGUCGAAUAACAAUCUAACUAAAGUCGAUUUUUCCCACAAUCAAUUUCGGGAAGUCACUCUACCCGUGUUUUCCAAGAAACACACCAAGAUAUUGCUCAACGACAACAACAUCUCCACCAUCUACAUUGACUAUCGACGACAUUCUAACAGUUAUCCAGUGUAUAACGUCACGGGAAACGUCAUCGAGUGCGACUGUCGAAUCAGACAAUUCUUGCGAUUUCUUCAUUUUGACAAAAACGCCGUCCGCAUUUUUCCAGAUUCCAAUAUCCUGCGAUGCAAUGGAUGUUCCGAAAGGAAACUAAUAGAAAUUUGGCCAAUUUACAGUGUCUGUCCGUGGAAAGAGGGAUGUCCUUUGUUUUGCGAUUGUUACCUGACACUAGAAGGACAAAGUACAAUCGAUUGUUCUCGUAGAAGUUUAUCUGAUCCGCCCGCGAGUCUUCCCGUCAAUUCAACAUUUGUCAAUCUGAACAACAACCACAUUGUAAAUUUGUCUGAACUGAAUGGGACUACGUGGGAAAACGUCACCCAUCUGUAUCUUAGUAACAAUUCUCUGACGUCACUAAACGAUUGGGUCGUUCCGGAUAAUCUCCUCUAUUUGGCUCUGGAUGGAAACAAGCUGUCGGAUUUGCCCCCUUCUUUGAUGAAGCGCGUGGAAGCUUCGUCGAACUUCAGCAUCUUUCUUUCCAGAAACAAAUGGAAAUGCGAUUGUCAUUCCGUCCGUUUCAAGAAGUGGUUCACGCGGAAUUUGCUUAAGAUCCGUGAUUCCGAGAACGUAACCUGCCAGAGAGUCAAUAGAGUUAGUAAUUCUGUAACACACGAGCUAAUUGAAAGUAUACCGCUGGAUGUGUUCUGUCUAAAGGAACCCGUGUGGCCUUUAUGGCAAAUAAUCGUUCUUACGGUUUCGGUAGCGUUUGUAUUGACAUCAGUUCUCGUAGUUGUCUGUUACCAUUACAGACUCGCUAUAUUGGCCUUUCUGUACAGUCGAGACGUGUACUUGUCCUGUUGUUACAGGAUCCUCGACGACGAGGAAAAGAAGUACGACGCUUUUGUGUGUUAUCAUAGUUCCGAUUCUGUCUUAGCCAUGGAGAUGGUGGAUCGGCUGGAACCCACUUAUCGUCUUUGUGUUCACGAACGUGAUUGGUUGGCGGGUUGCCCUAUUAGCGAGAACAUCGUGCAUUCUGUGCUUAACAGUAGAAGGACGGUGAUAUUGUUGUCCCGACAGUUCCUGGACAGCAUGUGGUUCAGUGUGGAGUUUCGUGUGGCUUACAACAGGAUGAUGGAAGACCAAGCUUAUCGUUUGGUUUUGGUUUUGGUGGAAGAGUUGGAGAAUUCGAAGGAGCUGGAGGACGAUCUUCGUCGUUUGCUUUCGACGAGAACUUACUUGAAGUGGGGAGAGAAAUGGUUCUGGGAAAAGUUGAAAUAUAUUCUUCCGGACAUUUUGGGACUCGUCGAUAGACUACACACCACACGUAGUUCCUGCAUGGUGCAGAUAAUCUUCUUGGUUCAAUUGGUGUUCCUUUGCACGGCAGUACAGGGGUGGUUCUUCCUUACCGACCGAUUUGGUUUAAUUAGUUCGAAAAUGAAUCGAAGAAUAGAAUGCGGAUCGAACGUUACUUCUUACAUCAACGACUACUACAGAACCAUUUACGUGGUGUGUCGAGGAAACACUUUCGACGCCGAACAGAUUCGUGUGUGUACUAAUUUUACUUACUUUUUCACCGUGAUGUUAAGAGAAUGCCUCCUUCCCUCUUCCGACGUCGGAACUUCCCUGGGAGAUAAAAGUGUUCGGCGUUUCUUUUUGAUUUCCGAAGACGUUCCACCAAAUUCGCAUGUGAUCAUCAAGAACCUACCGAAUCUUUACUACAUCACGUUACACCACAUAGAAAACGUCACGUACACUUUACUGGAGUUACGCAACGUAGAAAGGAUCGAUGUGUUAGGCAUGACGACGAAAAAAUUUCCGAACGGAUUCUUCAGCGGGCUCUCCUCGUUAAAAAUGAUUUGCGUAGUCUUAGGAAGAAUAAGAAGUUUUCCAGAAGAUGCAUUUCGUGGUUUGAAUAGACUCAAAUCUUUAUACCUCUUCAACAAUCGUUUAGAAAAUCUUCCGGAGACCCUUUUCUAUGGAUUGCAAUCUCUGGAGGAAUUAGGUCUGCAUAGAAAUUUGCUGACGUUUCUUCCUCCCGCCAUAUUUAGAGGGUUGACAAACCUUAAUACGCUUACUUUAAACGACAAUCGCUUAAAUACUCUACCCCCUUCCUUGUUUGCAGAUAAUUUUAAUUUGCUUUAUCUGAACGCGAGCAACAACAGUUUCCGUUCUCUACCGGAAAUACUAUUGCAAAAUGUCUCAAAAUUAGAGCAAUUUGAUGCCUGCAACUGCGACAUCAGUGAAUUGCCAUCGAAGAUUUUUUCCUCUUGUUAUCACUUAAUCGAAGUUCGAAUAUGCGAAAAUAGAAUCGAUCGUUUACACCUUGAUCUGUUUGUAAAUAACACGUAUAUCCAACAAAUAUAUUUACAUAAGAACCGAUUGCACGAAUUACCGUCCACCGUGUUCAGUAGAAACAAACGGCUGGCGAUACUGGAUUUAAGCAACAAUCUUAUGACCAAAAUUCCUUUCGAAGUGUUUGACGACAUUCAAAAUAUUCAAGCAUUGUCUUUAACGGGAAACAGAAUAACGAAGGUAGAAGAGGGAAAGUUUGAAAUUUUGAAGAAUCUGAAAGUACUGUAUCUGGAUGAAAAUCCUCUGGGCUCUUUACCAGAAUCGACACCGUUCGGAAGACUGCCGCGUUUGACAUUCUUGGGGCUUUCCAACACCUCCUUAACACAGUUUCCUCGAAUGGACUGGACAGCGUAUAACAUCUCGCUGCUCAGACUGAAUAGCAAUCGCCUGUCGAUUCUUCGCACCGAAGACCUCCCUCCGGAUAAUCGCUCUGUAAUUUUAUUGAUGAACAAUAAUAUCACAACAGUCGCGGGAAAAAUCUCCAGGAAUAUGAAUAACGUCACUCUCUUUGGAAACCCCUUCCGGUGUGACUGCGCUUUGAGGAAUUUCGUCGAAGAAGUUCAGUUUUUGGAAAACGGUCGAUCGCUGCUCUGCGAUUCUCCUUCUGACUUACGAAACAAGACUUUCCAGGAAUUGAUUCCUUCCUACGUGGUGUGUCCCGUUGUAGAACAUUGCCCACCGAAGUGCCGCUGUUACUUAUAUAAAGGCUUUUCGGUCAUAGUAAAUUGUUCUUUCUCCAAUAUUUCCCACGCUCCUGCAAUACUUCCCGAAAACACCACAAUCGUUCACCUGGAACACAACUCUCUUUCCGCAAUAAAAAUUACAGACAGUUGGUCUGGAGUGGAUGAACUGUACUUGGACCACAAUCGUUUAAAUCCCUCCGAGCAUUGGAGGUUUCCUUCUUCGUUGAAAUUUCUCACUCUUCGAUACAAUAGUCUACAAGAUUUUCCUGCAAAAUUUUUGCAAUACGUAAGUGAUUCUUCUUACAUUCGAGUGGACAUUAGAAACAACGCAUUUUGGUGCAAUUGUUCUUUCAAACCCUUCAAACUGUGGUUGAAUCGCAACGUUCAUAAGAUAGUGGAAGCCGAAGAACCGCUGUGCAAUGUCUGGGAAGAAGCUGAAGGUUGUCCUUCCUGUCUCUUCCUCUUCCCAGUUGCGCUGCCAUAUGUUGAUCAUAGUGUUCCAGAUGAGUUUCUUGGUUGCCACCAUCAGAAUGUCUUCGAAGGCAACGUCAGUAGUACUCGAGGAGACUUCUCUAGCAAGGCGAUCAGCCUCCUCGUUACCAGUGUCACCAGAAUGGGCCCGUGUCCAGAUGAAAUUUAUGUGGCUGGUGCUACCAUGGACCAGACCAGCGCCCACCCCAGUCUUAGAUUUAGACCAUGUAGUCAAUAUUAUAUGGAAGGGAACCCUCUGUCUGGGAACCCAUUGAGACCUCUGGUAGAUGAGCAGGGUGAUGCAGUGAUGGUGCAGAUAAUCUUCUUGGUUCAAUUGGUGUUCCUUUGCACGGCAGUACAGGGGUGGUUCUUCCUUACCGACCGAUUUGGUUUAAUUAGUUCGAAAAUGAAUCGAAGAAUAGAAUGCGGAUCGAACGUUACUUCUUACAUCAACGACUACUACAGAACCAUUUACGUGGUGUGUCGAGGAAACACUUUCGACGCCGAACAGAUUCGUGUGUGUACUAAUUUUACUUACUUUUUCACCGUGAUGUUAAGAGAAUGCCUCCUUCCCUCUUCCGACGUCGGAACUUCCCUGGGAGAUAAAAGUGUUCGGCGUUUCUUUUUGAUUUCCGAAGACGUUCCACCAAAUUCGCAUGUGAUCAUCAAGAACCUACCGAAUCUUUACUACAUCACGUUACACCACAUAGAAAACGUCACGUACACUUUACUGGAGUUACGCAACGUAGAAAGGAUCGAUGUGUUAGGCAUGACGACGAAAAAAUUUCCGAACGGAUUCUUCAGCGGGCUCUCCUCGUUAAAAAUGAUUUGCGUAGUCUUAGGAAGAAUAAGAAGUUUUCCAGAAGAUGCAUUUCGUGGUUUGAAUAGACUCAAAUCUUUAUACCUCUUCAACAAUCGUUUAGAAAAUCUUCCGGAGACCCUUUUCUAUGGAUUGCAAUCUCUGGAGGAAUUAGGUCUGCAUAGAAAUUUGCUGACGUUUCUUCCUCCCGCCAUAUUUAGAGGGUUGACAAACCUUAAUACGCUUACUUUAAACGACAAUCGCUUAAAUACUCUACCCCCUUCCUUGUUUGCAGAUAAUUUUAAUUUGCUUUAUCUGAACGCGAGCAACAACAGUUUCCGUUCUCUACCGGAAAUACUAUUGCAAAAUGUCUCAAAAUUAGAGCAAUUUGAUGCCUGCAACUGCGACAUCAGUGAAUUGCCAUCGAAGAUUUUUUCCUCUUGUUAUCACUUAAUCGAAGUUCGAAUAUGCGAAAAUAGAAUCGAUCGUUUACACCUUGAUCUGUUUGUAAAUAACACGUAUAUCCAACAAAUAUAUUUACAUAAGAACCGAUUGCACGAAUUACCGUCCACCGUGUUCAGUAGAAACAAACGGCUGGCGAUACUGGAUUUAAGCAACAAUCUUCUGACCAAAAUUCCUUUCGAAGUGUUUGACGACAUUCAAAAUAUUCAAGCAUUGUCUUUAACGGGAAACAGAAUAACGAAGGUAGAAGAGGGAAAGUUUGAAAUUUUGAAGAAUCUGAAAGUACUGUAUCUGGAUGAAAAUCCUCUGGGCUCUUUACCAGAAUCGACACCGUUCGGAAGACUGCCGCGUUUGACAUUCUUGGGGCUUUCCAACACCUCCUUAACACAGUUUCCUCGAAUGGACUGGACAGCGUAUAACAUCUCGCUGCUCAGACUGAAUAGCAAUCGCCUGUCGAUUCUUCGCACCGAAGACCUCCCUCCGGAUAAUCGCUCUGUAAUUUUAUUGAUGAACAAUAAUAUCACAACAGUCGCGGGAAAAAUCUCCAGGAAUAUGAAUAACGUCACUCUCUUUGGAAACCCCUUCCGGUGUGACUGCGCUUUGAGGAAUUUCGUCGAAGAAGUUCAGUUUUUGGAAAACGGUCGAUCGCUGCUCUGCGAUUCUCCUUCUGACUUACGAAACAAGACUUUCCAGGAAUUGAUUCCUUCCUACGUGGUGUGUCCCGUUGUAGAACAUUGCCCACCGAAGUGCCGCUGUUACUUAUAUAAAGGCUUUUCGGUCAUAGUAAAUUGUUCUUUCUCCAAUAUUUCCCACGCUCCUGCAAUACUUCCCGAAAACACCACAAUCGUUCACCUGGAACACAACUCUCUUUCCGCAAUAAAAAUUACAGACAGUUGGUCUGGAGUGGAUGAACUGUACUUGGACCACAAUCGUUUAAAUCCCUCCGAGCAUUGGAGGUUUCCUUCUUCGUUGAAAUUUCUCACUCUUCGAUACAAUAGUCUACAAGAUUUUCCUGCAAAAUUUUUGCAAUACGUAAGUGAUUCUUCUUACAUUCGAGUGGACAUUAGAAACAACGCAUUUUGGUGCAAUUGUUCUUUCAAACCCUUCAAACUGUGGUUGAAUCGCAACGUUCAUAAGAUAGUGGAAGCCGAAGAAUGGACCAGACCAGCACCCACCCCAGUCUUAGAUUUAGAACCGUGUAGACAAUAUUAUAUGGAAGGGAACCCUCUAUCUGGGAACCCAUUGAGACCUCAGGUAGAUGAGCAGGAUGAUGCAGUGGCGAGUAGGUAUGAUGAGGUGAGUCAGCCUCCAGAGGAUCCUAUUGGCCUGAGCCUUAAGACUCAUAGGUGGUAUCCCAGUCAGGACUUGGAGAGCUGCCGUGGGAGCCGUUUUGUAUGCCCCCGAUAUCCGAAGAAGGCAUACACGUUGCACUUUGUUAAGAGCCCUCCUGAUGUGGACCUUUGA
Molecule: messenger RNA, 7832 nt
Organism: Centruroides sculpturatus (bark scorpion)
Lineage: Eukaryota; Metazoa; Arthropoda; Arachnida; Scorpiones; Buthidae
Exons: 9
Coding region: 30-7832 (2600 amino acids)
Biological process (GO): signal transduction
Molecular function (GO): protein binding
Source: RefSeq, a predicted model, not a curated record